AUGGGUGACUUCCCGGCACCGCCAGUCUUCUACCAACAGUACACAGAUGAAGCCGUUGAAAAUGGCACGGCGCCCGCGCCGCCUGCACCUCCCGGGCCACAGUUCCUUCUCUACGGCCAACCCGUGAAUCUGGAGACCAUGAUGUUGCCUGCUCUCAAGGACAGUGGAUUGCCGGUCAUGGCUGACUUGGAACACUCAACUCAUGCACAGGAAAUCAAACGGCUGAAUAAGGAGGGGCUCAAGGCUUUUCUUGAGGUGUUGGACCAUGCAACAGCCGGUGCUAUUGAUCAGAGGAAUGCGGCGUUGGAGCGGCUACGCGUCAUCUUCUUCAACAUCCAUCACCUCGUCAACGAAUUCCGCCCUCACCAGGCCAUGGAAACCGUGAAGGUGAUGCUGAUGGAGCAGAUUCAACAGCGCGAGUCUUUGGCUGCUGAGAUUCAACGACACAUUGAUCAUGCCGAUGGCAUCCUGGGUUCAGACCAACAACAACAACAACAACAACAACAACAACAACAACAACAACAACAACAACAACAACAACAACAACAACAACAAGCGUCUUGA
Molecule: messenger RNA, 564 nt
Organism: Salpingoeca rosetta
Lineage: Eukaryota; Choanoflagellata; Craspedida; Salpingoecidae
Exons: 6
Coding region: 1-564 (187 amino acids)
Biological process (GO): regulation of transcription by RNA polymerase II
Cellular component (GO): mediator complex; core mediator complex
Molecular function (GO): transcription coregulator activity
Source: RefSeq, a predicted model, not a curated record